Endocarpon pusillum Z07020 is the source of this 2340-nucleotide messenger RNA. RefSeq lists its product as uncharacterized. Bases 1 to 2340 code for a protein of 779 amino acids. Lineage: Eukaryota; Fungi; Ascomycota; Eurotiomycetes; Verrucariales; Verrucariaceae. Gene Ontology annotation, cellular component: COG complex; Golgi apparatus. The record is from RefSeq and is a predicted model, not a curated record. Gene Ontology annotation, biological process: intra-Golgi vesicle-mediated transport. The transcript has 3 exons.
AUGGCCUCUGCUGGAAGUGAUGCAAGGGCCCUGAAGUCGUGGGAAGAGGCUUUCACCUAUCCUAUUGCUACCACACGGCAAAUUGAAAAGCAGCUUCGAAAUGACAUCGCAGCCAACAAGGAGAGACUACGGACACUCGUAGGCUCGAGCUAUCGUGAUCUUCUUGGUACCGCAGAUCGGAUCAUCCAGCUAGACCAUCGGAUGCAAGAGACCGAGGAGCUGAUGGGAGAGGUGAGCCUUCAGUGCAAUUCAGAUGUUAUCGACAAGAAGGCUAGGCACCUUGCACAAUUGCAAGAGCAGGCCGCGCAACAAAAAUCAGGUGGGAGGCAGCUUGCAGCUCAGCUCUCUCUUCUCCAGAAAUGUCACAAAUGUCUUCCAAGACUGUUCCGGCGAGGCGGAUCCGUCCUGACCGCCGCGAAGGUGCUGGCAGUGUCGCGGCUUCUGACCAAGCGCAUCGGUCAGGAAGAUAAUGCACCUCCACUCUUGAACUUGAUUAAGGAGCAGCUAACCUCACAGAGACGACGACUACUCAGAAGAGUGGACCUGAUACUCAUCAGUCCCGAGUCAAGCUUACAUCAGCUGAUUGAGGCUAUAUGUGCAUUCUGCAUUGUAACCAGCUCCUCAUCCAAUGAUGCUAUACGCCACUUCCAGGACCUACGACUUGAUGAGAUCAGACGAUUGUCAGAUGCCUCCGAGAAAGGGCGUGAGGGUGUACUUGAAGGCUUUCAUUACUACCUCCAAUCGCUGCGAACGACUCCCAAAUUAUUUGGCCGACAAUUCUCAGACGCAAUGAGAGACUUACGAGGCCAGCCCUUGUUGCGCAGCACUGACAUAGAGUCGCUAGAGGAACUGGAUCUUGCAAAAGUUCAGCAGUUCAUUCCCACUGAGAUCUUGAGCUUCGUGCCGUGGAUCAAGCAUACAGACAGUCCAUUGGCUGAAGCGCCCUCCAUCCUUGGAAAAUGGUCCAAUGCCGCAUUUGAAGACCUCUGCCUGGCUCUCAAACGCACAGCCAAUGAGCUCUCCGAUACCUCUGAGCUGUUGAACUUUCGCAAGCAAGCCCUCGAGGUCUGGCUACCGCUUAGUUCUUCCACCUCUACGCACUCCAAUGCAGAGAUCUUCCAAGCGCUGAGAAGUAUCUUCAAUACUCGCAUCAAGGGUCUGCUGCAUGCCAGAGCAGGAUCGCUCUCGGUCAUUGCAUCCGAUAUCGAGUCGGUUUUGGAGGAGGGUGGUGAUGAUACCACGCCGUCCUGUCUAUCGAUAUGGGAUCAUGACUUGGCGACAGCAUCACUUGGCAAAGGUGCUUCUACCUUCAAGAGACGGCUGAUAGAUCGCCACCUUGGCCAUUCCAAGACCACUACCCUAAUUCUUGCUUCCCUCCAACGUUGGACAGCAGCUAUGUCCAAUAGCCUCGAGCAGAUCGAGCAGGUCCGAACGACGCGGUGGAUCGACUUUAUCGAAGAGGAUGAGGAUGUCGAUGACGAUGGCGAUGGGGACGAUAAGACGGAAACAAUUGAGAGAACUCUCCAGAAGGACGAUCCGGAUCAAUACGAGCAUGAGCACAAGUCAUCACUUGAUACCGCGACACUUGAGUUCCAAAGCAGGAUCAAGGCAGCCGUCGAAACCCUCCACGAGAGCGAAACACCGAAAGCAAUCUUCCUCCUCCGCACCAUCCGAGGCAUAUACCACCACAUGACCAGCUCCAGCAUCCAGCAACAAGACCUCCCGAUCCUUGCUUCCGCAAUCCCACGUCUACACCAUCUGCUCGCCACGAACACCACCUCAACCCUUCUAGGACCCAUCCACACCUCCUCGUCCUUGGUGCAAAGGCACAAGAUAAAGGCCCUGGCUCGUUUAUGGGAAGGCGAUCCGCCGCUCCCGACCCACCCCUCUCCACCGGUGUUCAAGCUGCUGCAGCGCCUGACUGGCAUCAUGGCGGAUCAGGGACCCGAUCUCUGGUCUGGCGAUGCUGUUGAGGAGGUCAAGAGAGCGGUGAGGAAGGAGAUUGUGGAGAGAAAGUUGCUACCGCUGGAAACGAAGGUUUGGGUGAACGGCACAGAGGAGAAGCCGAAACUGGCCAAUGGGACGACAGACGAUGGAGACGGAAGGAAAGCAGACCGGCAAACCUCCACCCAGGUUCUUUUCGAUGUUUUCUACCUCCUCCUCCACGCGUUGGAGCUCCGGGGUGAAAGCGGAUCCGACGCCGUGACCUCGGAGACGCUCAUCCGCCAUCUCAAGGACAGUGUUUCGCGCCAUCUCGACGCAGCCGCCAUGACGGCCUUGGAGUCACGAGCCAAGGAUUACUGGGCCAGGACGAGUCUGCUGUUUGGACUGCUUGCAUGA